UUAUUUCCUUUCAACAUUCUGGUUUCUGCAGUGAAAGAGAGUGAACUCGAAAUGAAAUAGAUUAAGAAACUGAAACGCAGAAGGCAAUUAUGGAAUCAAGAUUAUCGAUGAUAAUGAUUUUAAGUAACUAGCUUUGAAGGUAGUAGGGGCGGCUAAAAAAGCCGGGGAAGAAAAAGAAGGGGAAAUUGAAGUCGAUAAAAAUUGCGUUGGCGACAUUCUUCGCUUUUUCACCACAGUUCUCCGAUUUUGUGUGCACUUCACUCACUGAGACAGAGAGAGAGAGGGCAAUGAAGUUAUAGUGUCGUGUACUACGGUGCUUUUAACGGAAGGUAAGGGUCUCCGGCUUCCUUUUCUAAAUAAUACGAAGAGCCAUCACGAAUCACGUAGCAUCGACUGACCUGAUUCGUGUUUUCCAUUCGUUAACUAAUAACAGUUGCUUCCGUUCAAUUCAAAACCCUGAGAUUCAUAGUCAACGGUGAGUUAAUGAGCGUUUUCGGGAUCAACGGUUACGUCAAACUCGGUGUUCCCGUGCCCAAUGAAGAAAUGGGCUAUGUUUCACACCGGCCCAUAUCUUCUUGUUAGAAAAUACUAGUAGCAGCAGGCGACGCGUAUUUCCCUACUUACUCGGGCUCGAUUAACGGACAUUUAUGAUAAGAGGAUAAUAGUAAAAACUAGGGUUAGAGGUGUUCUUUGCAAUCCGAAAGCGUGAAAGGAGGGAGAGCAAAAGCUACAUUCUUUUUUGCUUCGAUUGAGAUUGGGAUCUCCUUUUUUCCUCACAUCUGCCUUUUCCUUCAAUCGGUUUGUGUGAUUUGCUGAGCAGUGGAGCUAUUGUUUGUGUGAUCCAUGGUUUUUCCAACGAGGAAUUACCCAAUAACUUUUUUUUCAUGGGCACAAAGUUGAGAGUUUGUCCUCUAUACCAAUCCAACACAUGAUACAUGAUCAAUGAUCAAUGAUCAAUCUUUAUUGGUCAACCAAUCGAAACAGCAGGUUUUAAUGGAUCUGGAGACUGAGAACAGAAUAGCUGCUAUUCUUUUGAAAGAAGCAGCAGAAUUGCGGCAACGAGCUGAAAGGGAAGGUGUGCAUGUUUACCUUGAACAGCCUAAAGUAAGAGCGCGGCCAAAUUCUCGCUUCCUCACUGCAACUGUCCUUGGAGUGCAGCAAACCAAUCGAGCUGUUGAGGUCAAUGAGAUGUGGCGAGUCCGGCAAAAGGAGCUCAAGAUGGAUGAUAGGCUGAGAGAAGGAUCAGGAUAUGAUGAUAACUGCAGCAAGAACUAUGGGGAUGUUGGUGAUAUCCCUAGAAGUACAGGCAGAGGGCAUUCUGUAAAUGAGAACAAUACUAGGGUGUCAUCAUCGUCAAGCAAAAGAGUAGGGAGCUCUUAUUCAAGAGAAGAUGAAGGUUUAAGGGAUGGAGAAGUUGAGGAAUUUUUGCACUCGAGGGUUAAGCGAGGUCGAGGUGCAGUAGGUUCAAGGAUGGAUGAAACAGGGCCCUACCUUCCACCUUGUCCAGACUACGAGGAAAAGCUUUCCAGAAGCCCGGAUGCGAAGCUGCUGGGUGUGUUUUUUAAACCAGAGAAAUAUUGUGCAUCAUCUGAAGAAGAGCUUGGCACCGAAAGGCUUAAAAAGGCAAAGAAGGUUUGUUCAAAGAGUUUGGAUAAGAAGAAUUCCAGGAAGCACAGAUCUAAAGAAAAGUCGAGGGGUAAGAAAAGGAAGAGAAAAGAUGAGAAAAGAAGUAAACACUAUUCUUGUUUGCAGAGUUCGGCAAUUAUUCAUUCCAAGAAUACCUGGAAUGCUGACAUGACAUGGCAAUUACAUCUUGGGAAUGAGAAAUUAAGUCCUGGUAAAUUCAAACUACCACGAGUAUCACACAGGUUUUGCAAGAAUGUAUUAUUUAUAUUUAAAUAUAUAUUUAUUGUUUAAA
Messenger RNA from Populus trichocarpa (black cottonwood), 1918 nucleotides. RefSeq lists its product as uncharacterized. The record is from RefSeq and is a predicted model, not a curated record. The transcript is spliced from 6 exons. Bases 943 to 1917 code for a protein of 324 amino acids. Lineage: Eukaryota; Viridiplantae; Streptophyta; Magnoliopsida; Malpighiales; Salicaceae.